Messenger RNA from Mycena indigotica, 1290 nucleotides. RefSeq lists its product as uncharacterized. Gene Ontology annotation, biological process: protein modification process. Gene Ontology annotation, cellular component: P-body. The record is from RefSeq and is a predicted model, not a curated record. The transcript is spliced from 6 exons. Lineage: Eukaryota; Fungi; Basidiomycota; Agaricomycetes; Agaricales; Mycenaceae. The coding region runs from base 13 to 1290 and encodes 425 amino acids.
CCGACUCCGAAGAUGUAUUCAGCUAUCGUCCAUUGGCCAUCGGCACCGGUCACCAAAUCUCUCGUGCUCAAAAGUCUAAGCUCAUUGACCCCGCCUAUCCCGAUUGUCGAUUCACCAGACCAAGAACAAGCAACGUUGUUUUGGUCGACAUACGAUGAAAUUGACCAUGAACUGGUGCAUUCACGAAGAACCACCGUUCUUUCGUCGUGUUACACCUUUAGAAAGGCUCUCAUCCGCAAACAUUUUCUGUCGCGAUGCAUUAGCCAAUUCAUCGCUAAAAAUCCACAAUCGCCGCUCAAGGCAGCCGCGCCGAGGACGUAUGAGAUCGAGCUCUCUUUUCUCGACGAACUCGAUGAAAUGUUCGUCGAUGAACUGUGGGAGUUGGGCAAGGAACUGGAGGAGAAGCAAAGUUGGUGGAUACUCAAACCAGGAAUGGCGGAUCGGGGAAAUGGUGUUCGUAUGUUCAACUCACGCGCCGCCCUUGAACGCAUCUUCGAGGAAUUUGAAGAGGCAGAGGACGACGACGACGAUGACCAAGAUUCGACAGCCGUCGUAGCUUCACAGUUGCGACAUUUUGUCAUCCAGGAAUACCUCAGCAAUCCGUUGCUUCUUGAUCCCUUAGAAGCAUUAUCGGAUAAACCCCAAGUCUUGGUUGGCAGAAAGUUUCACUUGAGGGUUUAUUGUGUCGCCGCUGGGGCCCUCAAGGUCUACUUCUUCCACAAAAUUCUAGCUUUAUUUGCAGCAACACCCUACACGCAACCUAGUGUCGUAGAAGACGAAGACGGGGACCCACUUCCCAUAGAUUUGUCGUCUCAUCUUACCAACACUUCUCUGCAAACAGAAAAAGGCGAUGAAAACGUCCGAUUACUCGAAGAGCUCGUUUCUUGUCAUAUUCUCUCAGACGACUCCCAGUCGCGACUCUCAGAGGAGGACAUGAAAAAUAUCUUAGACCAAAUUGCAGUCAUCUUGGCAGACACAUUCAGGGCCGCCGUACAGGUGCCGACGCACUUCCAGCCGGUUCCUAAUUCAUUCGAACUCUUUGGAGUCGACUUUUUAGUUACUCAUUCUCCUUCGCUCCCCAAUCCAUAUCAAGUCGCUUUACUCGAAGUAAACGCGGAACCUUCUAUUGAACUGACUGGCCCACGCCUCUCGUGGAUUCUUGAAGAUCUUUUUAUCGCUGUGGGCAAAGCCUGCGUCGACCCGUUCUUCACACAGGAAAUCACGCCAUGGCCAGUCGGAGAAACACGAGAGGGUCUAAUCAAGUGUUUAGAAAUGGAAUUGGGAAUGUGA